Messenger RNA from Dicentrarchus labrax (European seabass), 8925 nucleotides. It is a transcript of the gene vcpip1, whose product is annotated as valosin containing protein (p97)/p47 complex interacting protein 1. Lineage: Eukaryota; Metazoa; Chordata; Actinopteri; Moronidae. Bases 197 to 3736 code for a protein of 1179 amino acids. The transcript has 3 exons. Gene Ontology annotation, molecular function: cysteine-type deubiquitinase activity. The record is from RefSeq and is a predicted model, not a curated record. Gene Ontology annotation, biological process: Golgi reassembly; protein ubiquitination; protein K11-linked deubiquitination.
UCUUACGUCAUGACGUAGUUACGUUUAGCAACGGUCAGUUGCUAAAGAGAAAAAACAGCCGCUUCCGUGUUGUUCUUGUGUUAUUCUGGCAAAUAACUCUCGUUAGCAGAGCCGAAGCUCGUCUGACAGCCUGCCGGAGUCCGACUACCAUGGUUUUGUGAAGCUGACACACAGUUUCAGCCUUUUUCGCCCCGAAAUGUCGCUGCUGCAGAGCUCGAAGAAAAAAGACAAGCGUAUUUUGUCCGGUACCUGCCCGGACCCGAAAUGUCAGGCGAGGCUAUUCUUCCCCGCGUACGGCUCCGUUAGCAUCGAGUGCACCGAGUGCGGCCAACGCCACGAACAGAAGAACCUGUUAAAUGUCGAAGAGGUGACUGAUCCGGAUGUUGUGCUCCACAAUCUGCUCAGAAACGCCCUGCUCGGCGUCACCGGGGCCCCGAAGAAAGGCACGGAGCUGGUGAAAGUGAUGGGGCUCUCUAAUUACCACUGCAAGCUGCUGUCCCCGGUCCUCACCAGGUACGGCAUGGACAAACAAACCGGCAAAGCCAAGCUGCUGAGGGACAUGAACCAAGGUGAGAUGUUUGACUGCUCGCUCCUGGGAGACCGGGUGUUCCUCAUCGAGCCGGACCAUGUGUCCACCAUGGGCUACGGCAAGGACCGGUCAGGAAGCCUCAUAUACCUCCACGACACCCUGGAGGAGGUGAAGAAAGCCAACGGCAACAGGGAGUGUCUCAUCCCGGUGCAUGUGGACGGAGACGGGCACUGCCUGGUCCACGCUGUGUCCCGAGCGCUGGUGGGCAGAGAACUGUUCUGGCACGCCUUGAGAGAGAACCUGAAGCAGAACUUCAAGCAGAACCUGGACCGCUACAAGGCUCUCUUUCAGGAUUUUAUUGACGCCGCAGAGUGGGAGGACAUCAUCAAUGAGUGCGACCCGCUCUUCAUCCCGCCUGAAGGCGUGCCGCUCGGGCUGCGCAACAUCCACAUCUUCGGUUUAGCCAACGUCCUCCACCGGCCCAUCAUCCUGCUGGACUCCCUGAGCGGGAUGAGGAGCUCCGGGGAUUACUCGGCCACCUUCCUGCCGGGCCUGGUGCCCGAGGAGCAGUGCAAGGGGAAAGACGGGAAGCUCAACAAGCCCAUCUGCAUCGCCUGGAGCAGCUCGGGGAGGAACCACUACAUCCCUCUGGUGGGAAUCAAGAACACGGUGCUGCCCAAGCUGCCGGCCCGCCUGCUGCCGAAGGCCUGGGGCGUCCCUCAGGAGCUCAUCAGGAAGUACAUCAAGCUGGAGCCGGACGGGAGCUGCGUGAUCGGCGGCGACCGCAGCUUGCAGGAUAAGUAUCUGAUGCGGCUGGUGAACGCCAUGGAGGAGGUGUUCAUGGAGAAACACAACAUCCACCCGUCGCUGGUGGCCGAUGUGCACCAGUACGUCUACAGGCGGACCGGCGUGAUCGGCAUCCAGCCCGAGGAGGUGACAGAGGCGGCUAAGAAGUCGGUGAUGGAGAACCGGCUGCACCGCUGCCUCAUCUGCGGCGCCCUCUCGGAGCUCCACGUCCCGCCGGAGUGGCUGGUUCCUGGCGGGAAGCUCUACAACUUGGCCAAAUCCACUCACGGCCAACUGCGGCCGGACAAGAACUACAGCUUCCCCCUCAACAACGUGGUCUGCUCGUACGACCCGCAGAGAGACGUCCUCGUCCCGGAUUAUAAACUGAGCUCCCUCAACACCUGCAACUGGUGUCACGGGACGUCAAUGCGCCACAUCCACGGCAACGGGUCGGUGGUGUACCUGGACGGGGACAGAACCAACACCCGCUCGCAGGGCGGAAAGUGCGGGUGUGGCUUCAAGCAUUUCUGGGAGGGGAAGGAGUACGACAACCUCCCCGAGGCCUUCCCCAUCACGCUGGAGUGGGGGGGUCGGGUGGUGAGAGAGACCGUGUACUGGUUCCAGUACGAGACCGACCCGGCAUUGAACAGCAACGUGUACGACGUGGCCAUGAAGCUGGUCACCAAGCACUUCCCGGGGGAGUUUGGCAGCGAGAUCCUGGUGCAGAAGGUAGUCAACACCAUCCUGCACCACACCGCCAAGAAGAACCCGGACGAAUACAACCCGGUGUCCAUCGACGGGGCGCACGUCCAGCGUCUCACCGACACCGUGGAGACGCAGUCGGCGGCGGACCCCCAGCCGCCCACCAAGAUCAUCCUCACGGGUCAGAAAGCAAAGACGCUCCACAAAGAGGAGCUGACGAUGAGCCGAGCGGAGCGCAGCAUCCAGCAGAGCAUCAGCGAGCAGGCCUUCGUCACUCAGAAGCGACGCACCGACAAGCUGAAGCAGGAGCAGAAAGGCCACGGCCGGACGUCUUCGCCCGGCGGAUCACCGGAAACCUCCUCCUCGUCAGCCCCGGCCACGCCCACCAAAUCCUCCUCUCCAUCCUCGUCCAAUAAGGAGAAGAAGAUCCGUGUGACCACGAGCGACGGCAGGCAGGCCAUGCUGACCCUGCAGGCUGACACCACCUUCUCAGAGCUGCAGAGGAGCAUCGCCAACCAGUUCGGCGUACCGCCGGCGCAGCAGUGCAUCCGCUACGGCUUCCCGCCCAAAGAGCUGCUCCCGCCGAAGGACGGGGAGGAGAACGAGCCGGCAGCGCUGCAGCACGGCGACAGGGUGACGGUGGAGAUACUGAGGGGCCCCGAGGACAAGAGCCCUGCCACCGCCUCCAUCCCCCGGGCCUCCAGCUCGCACUCUGCCCUGCACUCGGCAAAGAGCGAGGACACCGUGACGUCCGGCAGGGUGAGCAGCCGGGAACUCCAGGACAGCAUCGACCUUGAGAUGUCCUCCCUCUGUCUCCUAGCAACGUUGAUGGGUGAGGAUGUUUGGUCGUACGCAAAGAAGCUGCCGCACUUGUUCCAGCAGGGCGGCGUCUUCUACAACAUUGUGAAGAAAGACAUGGGCCUGAUGGACGGGAAACACUGCACGCUGCCUCACCUGACGGGGAAAACGUUUGUUUAUAACGCAGCAGAGGAGCGUCUGGAGCUCUGCGUGGACGCUGCCGGUCACUUCCCUGUCGGCCCUGACGUGGAGGAGCUGGUGAAGGAGGCUCUGGUCCAGCUGCGCUCGGAGGCGGCCACCAGGGGCAGCAGAGAGGGGAGUCCGUCCCAUGGCGUCCUGCGGCUGGGCAGCGGCGGCGUCGUCCGUAAGAAGGAGCAGCUGCAGAACGUCACCGCCUUCCAGGGGAAAGGACACUCCCUGGGCAGCGCCGGGGGCUCCUCCCCUCCAGAACACCGACCUAUCACACGCCAGCACAGCAGCGGUGUGGACCUGAGCGCCAGCGUGUCCCGAGGCCCGCCAGACCUAUCGGACAUCCCCGAGGACGCCACCAGGGAGCUGGUCCGCAUGGCUCCGGGCUUCGUCACCAUGAAGGACGGUCGUGGUCUGGACCCCAGCCUGAUGGAGCAGCAGCGAAGGAAGCUGCAGGAGAUGGUCUCCUCCAUCCAGGCCUCCAUGGAGCGCCACCUCAAGGAGCAGCAGAGCGCCGCUGCUGCAGGGGGCGGGGCCGACCAGGAGCGGACAGGCGGGACUAAGUCGGGCGCGGGCCAACCAACGUCCACCGUCGACCACGAACCUCCAGCUGCAGCAGGCGCAGCAGCAGCAGCGGUCGGCAAACCAGACGGGAAGGCGGAGGAACUGGAGGAGAUGGAGAGUCAGGACGCCGAGCAGAGCAACGCCAUCGAACCCAUGGAUCACUCCUGAUCACUCCUGGCCCCUCAGUGCCCCCCCCGCCCGCCUCGCCUCGCCGGCACCUCUGGGUCAUAACGCCUCAGGUCGGAUCCUAAAGCUUUGGUCUUCAUCGUGUUUCGUUGUCUUUACUGCAUGACUAAAGAGCGAGCCGACCGUCCUCGCAUCGCUGCAGACUCGGGGUGGGACGACGAGCCGUAAGGCGAUAUAUUGUGACACGCUCUCUGCGAUACAUCAUCCAUACUCUGGCACCGAUAUCACAGCGGUGUUACCGUGUGUUUAAACUCUAUGCACUUUGGGACUUUCUCAUCUCAGCUGUCCACUUCACAAUGCAGUAAGUAAUAAACACCUGAUUGAUUCCUGCUUUUUGAGAGAAAUUAUUUUGCCUCUUUUAGGAUACGUUUUUCUCCUCCGUUGAUGAUGUAUCGUACACGACCGUCUUGCAAUACAUCGCGGAGUGCUGACAGGGUUUGUAUCUUUAAGCCCUGCGAGUCCCACCUGCAGACGUCUAACCCUCUCGCUGUAAACGCACUGAUGUCCGCGGGCGAUAAACCCCCCCACCAGCUCGGGUUCACGUGCGAGACGCAUUCCUGUAGAUAGAAGAAUCCUCUGAGUCUUAAUCCACCACCAGGAGGAGAGCUGCUGGUCGCCAGCAGCUUCAACCCGCCAACAUGCUUCCAUCAAAGUGCACGCUCCGAGUGCACCAGCCUCUGUACGCAUCAGCGCCUUCAUCGCCACAAUCUGCCCGUCCGUCCGCCUGUCUGAGGACGGGGAGAACACUGCGUUUGCUUGACUGCAGCCCCCCCCAACCCAACAGUCACCACUUACAUUUAAUGCUCUUGUUUUCUGAAAUGCUGAUGUGAAGCACCUGAAUCGAGCUCCAGAGCCCCGAACAGCUACCGCCUGCAGGUAGAGAGUGUUUGCGUUCGAGGUUUAAGCCUCAACAUUAUUAACCUCUAAUAGAACAUCACGUAUCUGUCGGCUAUUUGAGGUUUACACAACUCCUUUAUAACCACAUUUAAAUUUCCUUAUGAAAAAUAUUUGAUAAUGACAACUAAAGCAAUAUUAAACCUUGAGAAGAUUAUUAAUUGAGCUCUGCGUGGUGGACAGAAAUAAUUACUGUAGUUUGAUAUGGAAGCAAAUUAAAGACAUAAGCACUUAAUAUUGAUAUUUAAACACUCCUGAAUUCAUACUUUGAAAACCAUCUAUAUUAAUUGAUUUGUUCUGAAUUCUCCUCUUUGAAAUUUUCUGAAUUUCAAGAAGAAAAAAAAGUCUCAGAUUCGAUUGUUCAAAAUUAGAUAGAAAAAUUAAAUUUCGAUGAGUCCAACUGAAACUCCGCUAUGUCCAGUUUGUUUCACAACAGGUUUCAGUUCAACAGGUUUCUAGGUCAUAUGACCGACAGACAGAGCUCUGAUUGGCCCGAUUGCUUCUCCUGUUUUUGACUUUUUGGAUCUUAAUUUGUGAACACUGAAAAAUAAAUAUUUAAAUUGAGCUUUUGAAGAUUUGUGAUGAAUUCAGAACAAUGUAAAAUAUUUCAGUGCUACAAAUUCAGUGGUUGUUAAAAUGUCAGUACUUAUAUCUAUAUUCGCUUCCAUAGUUGAUUAAGUUCUGUCUUUUAUUCUGAAGAUCUGAAGUAUAGCUUUAGUGGGAUUAAAGGCCUUUACAUGUCAGAGGAAAGAAAGUGUUGAACUAAACUCACAUUUAGAGGGAAAUAAAUCAAAUGUUCAUUUAUAAAAAUGUUCAGACGUGUUUUACACUGUCUGUAACACUCAUUACCUGCAGAUGGCACAAUGUUAAAGCUCUUCUACAGCCUCUGAUCCACCUGGGUUUCUUUCCAUCAGAAAACCUGAAACACCACAAAAAAAACAUAAAAUGUACUGAAAUGGACGUUUGAAUUUAAACAGUUGAACAAAAUAAAAUAAUCUUUCCCAGAGGAGCACUUUUAAAGGAGCGGUGGAGCUGUAGAGGUUGAAUACCUACAGAAGUUUCUCUUCAGAUUGAUGUUAUACUUUGGAGAGAAACCUCCAGGUUGUUGGGGGAUAUUUUUGGGAAACAUGAGAACUUUUAGAAACUGGAAGAAAACUUUUUUUUUUUUUUUUUUUUGGAAGCAAUGAAAGCUGAAGGUAUAAAAGUGACUCCAGCUGUGAGUAAACAGCUCCCCCUUGUGGAGGAUCUCUUAAAGUGAAUUUGUGAGUGAGUUACAGGGCGGUUGAAUGAGGUGCUUCACAUCUAAAAACCAAAAAAAAUAAAAACACACACAUUAGUGGAUCACGUUACUAAAAAGAGUUUCUUUACUCAAGGAAAACUCAUCAUUUAUUUUCCUUUUUUUUUUUCCAAAGUGAUGUUUACUGUAAAUGUUUGUUGCUAAAAGCAGUUAAAGUUGGCCAGUGGAAAGAAAGAGUGAGAGAGUGAGUGAUGAUUGAGUGAUUGCUCUGUUGAAAACGGCUGAAAGCUUCAUGAGGUUUAUUUUUAUUUUUGUGUAAUGUGAUCUUUUACCGUCAUUGGUUGAAACCUCCAAUUUAAAAGCAGAAUGUGGCCAAAGAUGAACCAGGUUCACUGAAACACUAUGUGGAGCUGAUAUUUGGUAAAUAAGCUGCUGUCCUAUGCAAAAGAAAAUCUCACUGAACUUCCAAAAAGAAAACAACAACCCAAAAACCUAAAUCUAUAAAUAUAUGGACGAGGAUUAGGGCCACAUGUGGAAAAAUAUAGUUUGAAGUUUAAAAGUAGUCUGAAUUCUGAAUUCUGACUUUGAUAAAAGUUUUGUGAGUUCAGAAAGUGUUUCCCACAUAAAGACUCUCGGCGACUGUUCUCCCAGCAUCCUUUGUGGCUUGUGUCGUUACAGCGAGCCCUUUUUAGCUUUCGAUCGAGUUUUAUUUGAACCACAGAGGCUUCAGGAACUGUAAAAGGAACAGUUCGGCAUUUUGGAAAAUAUGCUUAUUCUCCUUCUAGCUGAGGGUUCAAUACUCUCAGGUUAGCUUAGCUUAGCAUAGCGGCCAGAAGACUGGAAACAGAUGGACACAGCUAGCCUGGCUCUUACACUUGUUUUUGUUUGUUAGUGCUGAUCCUAAUAUUUUAUGCUAAGCUAAGUUAACCAGCUGCUAGCAGCCGCCUCAUAUUUGUGGUAUCAAUCACAAUUAUUUCCCAAAAUGUUGAACUCCUCCUUUAAAAUGGUUAAAGGUCAGUUUACACUUUUGUUGCCAUCAAACAGUUUUUCCACACCUGUUGGAGGAACUGAUCGUCAGGCCUUAAAAUCUGCUCAUUUUGUAACAUUAAUUUGUUUGAUAUUGAGGUUCUUUAUUGUUUUACUUUGAACUGUGUUCCUUUUACCUCAAACUCCAUUUGAACUUUAAAUGACCUUAAAAAUCUCUACGUUCACACUGCAGACACAAGUGGCCCAAAUCUGAUUUAUUUUUUAUUUUUUCCUCUUUUUUUGUGACUCAGAUCUGAUUUUCAGUGUAAACAACACAAAUCACAUUGAAUCGGAUCUUUUCCAGUUUCCAAUUUGAGACUCCUUCAUUCAUGAGACUACAGAGCAGCGUUUCUCAAACCACGUUCAACCUCAGGAAGUAUUACCACCGUUAUGACCGAGGUUAAAAUACAGCAGCGUAGGUCGACUUUAAUCACACAGGAGGCAGAUUUAUUCAGCACAAGAUUAUUUAUUGUUGACUGUUGUUAAAUCCUGAAUGGAACCGGUUCAAGAACCAGAGCUAAUUUGGUGUAAAAUGGGUCCUCCUGUCCUGUUUGGAGCCACGUAAGUGUUUCUGAAGCACUAAUCUGACCUCCGCCCUGUAUCUAAAUAUCACAUUUUAGCUCCUGACUAAUCAUGGACAUAUGCGUGUGCUACAUAGCAGACUGAUAUUGAAUCUAAAUAUUAAACUAAAUGCAAAACUUAUAUGAAAUGUUGGAGAGCUUUGAUAGUACCGUGUUUUUUUAAUUAUUUUAUUACAUUUUAUAAAAAUAUUUCAGAAAUUCCUCCAUGUACGACUAGUACCAUAGUUUGAGAACCACUGCUCUAGAGUCACUCAGCUGCGGUGGAUGUUAUCCUCCUCAUCAUUAUCUGGCUUCCACUGCACAUCAACUUAUAAAUGAAACUGUACACGUUGCCUUCAGUGGCCUCCAUGUUUACUCCCGUAUGACGACAUUCUGCCUUUGACGUCUUAAAGGUCGAUCAUCGCUACAGACGCCAGCAAAAUCUUUGUUUUCCUCUGCUACGGCGCGCCUGGCGUUCACUCGUCUCACGUCACGUUUUUCUAGCAGUUUUUAGACGCGUAUAAAAGUUCAAAUACUCUGAACUUUUCAGCUCGUGGAGUCGAACCGUCACACAAUCAAAUCAAGCACGAGGCGGGCUUUAUUACUUUACUACUUCCUGUUUUGAUGAUGUUUGCUACGCUGGCAAAGUCACGACCCGCCCUCUUCUUCCUCUGAUUGGCUAGUUUUGUUGCCUUCAUUGAUUUGAUUGGUUAGGUUUAGGCAUGAAGAGAGAGAUUGGUCAACAAAUAUUGCUGCUGGUAAACAGGUUAGCUAGAGAGCUACGGAGCAGAGGUGUAGUGGGGAUAAAGCAAACUCAGUUAUCACUUUUUAGAGUUUACUCAUCAUUUUUCCGUAAUUAUAGUUCAGGACACGAUAUCAAGAAUCUGAUAUUGUCCACAUUUCCGAUCUGAGCAACCAAUCAGAGUUGAGCGCUAGAGCUCGCGGUGUGAACGUAGCUUUCCUUUUGACUUUUGUGUUUUUUUUGGCGAAAACAAAUCUCAGUCUCAAAAUGUGAAUCACAGUGUCUUUGUUUUUUUCCGGUUGUCUGAGGUUUAUUUUGCCGUUGAGGUGAACAAAUUAAAGAUUCAGCACUUUGUUGGAGGGAAAAGAGGGAAUGUUAGCGUAGCAUGCUCAUAUUAGCUUCACGUGAAUCAUCAUCAGUGAGUCGUUCGGUCACUCGGACGAAUCAAAACACUGCUGUAACGGACUUGAAGUUUUUCUUUGUGACUGCUGUACUAAUGACAUGAAUUGUAAUCCAGUUGUAUAAUAGUAUAUAUUGUAGUAUAUUUGGACCUGUACAGAAACUACAGAAACACAGAUUGUUCAGUUCCUUCAGUUUUUUUUUGUUAACUUCUCUCUGGUUUGCUAAUAAAAUAUUGAUGAUACACGGCUUCGACAUCGCUGUUUGCAUGUGUGACGAAUUUUCAACCGCAACAAUAAAAUCACUUCCUUCA